AACUAAAAAGAUUCGUAUCGAACUCGCAACUUAUAAAUAGCUUAAAUGAAGAACAGUUACCAUUACAUUAUUUAAAUCUUGACAGAGAAAAUGCCGAAUUGUUCCAGAAGGUGGCAAGAAAUUUGGCGGGAGCGGAUAGAUUGGGAUGACAGCAUAUCCGACGCGGUGUACAUGAGCUGGAAGAAGUGGCUUCGAAUGUUACGAGAUCUGGAGAGUAUAAGUAUACCACGCUGCUACGGAGCUACAUUUGCUAAGGGACCCGUCGAACUACACGUGUUUGCGGACGCGAGCGAGGCAGCAUACGCAACUGUUGCAUACUGGAGACUUGUAGACGAUCACGGCAAUAUCCGACUGGGUUUCAUCGCUGGUAAAACUAAGUGUGCUCCAAUUAAGCUGGUAUCUGUUCCUCGUCUCGAAUUGCAAUCAGCAGUGCUCGCUACGCGCCUCAAAAAUAGUAUUAUUGCAAGUCACGACAAGAUCCCAAGUAGGGUUACGAUGUGGUCUGACUCAAAAACAGUAUUGUCUUGGUUAAAAUCGGACCAUCGGCGUUACAAGCCCUACGUAGCGCAUCGGGUAAACGAAAUUUUGGAUGGCAGUGAAAUUAAUGAAUGGCGAUGGGUACCCAGCGCACUUAACCCAGCUGACUUCGGAACGCGUCCCAGAGAUGGAAAGCGCGUGUCAUUCUGGAUCACAGGUCCGAGCUUUUUACAGCAAAACGAGAACAACUGGCCGCCAAAUGCAUCUUGUGAACCUACAGACGUUGAGCUGCGCAACAAAUUCACGAUAUUAAUAAUUAAUACUAAUACUUCAUUUUUUAAGAGAUUUUCGUCCUUCAACCGACUGAGAAGAGUAGUUAGCUGGAUGUUGCGAUUUCGGGAAAACUGUCUCAAGACAAAAGCGACACGCGUUUAUGACGACUUGAAGGUGUUCGAGUUGCAAAAAGCCGAAACAGUAGUCUUACGAUCAACGCAGAUGGAAGAGUUUGCGGAUGAAUACCAUGCCCUGCGCAUGGGCAAGCGGAUAGAGAAGGGUAGCGCGUUGUGGAAGCUCAGUCCCGUUAUGGAUGCGGAGGGCGUCAUAAGACUGGGUGGUCGAAUAGACGCUGCCACCACGAUUUCAUCAUGUACGAGACGCCCGAUAAUCCUAGCUAAGCGAUGCUACGUAACGGAGUUGCUGAUAGAUCAUUACCAUCGCUCCUGGAAACACCAAAACGAAUCCACAAUAAUUGCCGAAAUACGACGCAAGUACUGGAUCCCUAAUAUAAGGGUCGAAGUGCGUCGCGCCACUAAAAGAUGCCAGUUUUGCGUCAAUGCAAGAGGCGUUCCAGAUCAACCAGAAAUGGGCCAAUUGCCAGUAGACCGGCUGACACCAUUCGUUAGGCCUUUCACAUACACCGGCUUAGACUACAUGGGACCGUUCAACGUUGUCAUCGGUAGGCGAAACGAGAAGCGCUGGAUCGCCCUCUUUACUUGCCUAACAACGAGAGCGAUACAUUUGGAAAUGGCGAAGGACCUCUCCACCGACACCUGCCUGUUAUGUAUCAGGAACUUCAUGUGUAGGCGUGGAACUCCUGUGCGUAUCCGUUCGGACAACGGUACGAACCUCGUUGGUGCUGACAGGGAGCUUAAACGACAGCUUAUGGAGUUUAAUAAUGGCAAAAUAGCAAAUGCGCUUGCGAAUAAAAACAUUGACUGGGUUUUCAAUUGCCCGUUGAACCCGCACGCUGGAGGAUGCUGGGAACGUUUAGUACGCUGCGUCAAAAGAGCUAUGGGUCAUGCAGUACAUAACGAAAGUAUUCAAGAACACGUCCUAUACAGUCUCAUGUGUGAGGCGGAGAACAUCGUUAAUUCCCGACCGUUGACACACAUCCCACUAGACGCACCCACUGAUGAACCGCUAACUCCCAAUCAUUUUCUUUUAGGUACCCCAAACGCUGAGCAAAACGCCACAUCCGAAUGAAGAGCAGUUCCAAGCCACUCGCAAACAAUGGCGUAAGGCCCAACAGAUGCAAUACCGAUUCUGGAAGAGAUGGGUAGAUGAAUACCUUCCUGACCUGACCAGGAGGACGAAAUGGUACCAGCCAGUGAAGCCUUUGGCCGUAGGCGACGUAGUCCUCAUAUGCGAUAGCGGUGUUCAUCGAACGAAGUGGCUUAUGGGGCGAAUAAUGGAAGUAUUUCCGGGCAAAGAUGAACAAGUCAGAGCUGCACGGGUCCAGACUCAGGUGGGCAUCUUUAAGCGACCAGCCUGUAUGUUAGCAAAACUCGAAGUUGGUGAAUCUAGCUAGAUUCACGGAGGCGGGGAUGUUGAUGCGGCUGUAGCAGUGUGUUUGUACCCUUAGGUUGAUGCGGCUGUAACAGUGUGUUUGUACCUUUAUGUCAUUGUAUUUUAUCGAAAAUGUUGUAAUCCCAUCACUAACCAUAA
Rhagoletis zephyria (snowberry fruit fly) is the source of this 2421-nucleotide messenger RNA. RefSeq lists its product as uncharacterized. Gene Ontology annotation, biological process: DNA integration. The record is from RefSeq and is a predicted model, not a curated record. Gene Ontology annotation, molecular function: nucleic acid binding. Lineage: Eukaryota; Metazoa; Arthropoda; Insecta; Diptera; Tephritidae.